Molecule: messenger RNA, 1702 nt
Organism: Salvia hispanica
Lineage: Eukaryota; Viridiplantae; Streptophyta; Magnoliopsida; Lamiales; Lamiaceae
Product: cytochrome P450 81Q32-like
Molecular function (GO): iron ion binding; monooxygenase activity; oxidoreductase activity, acting on paired donors, with incorporation or reduction of molecular oxygen
Source: RefSeq, a predicted model, not a curated record
UGGUUUACUCCACAUAUCAACUUCAACAUCCAAUCAAGAACUCACAAUAAUUUCAAGAAAACAAACACCAUCUUCAUCAUUUCAUCUUCUUGACACACAUACACACAAAGCUCGAGUUUAAUUUGCAGAAAUGGAAGCCAUUCUCUUCAUCGCCAUACUUGCAAUUCUUCUCCUCACAGUAAUACAUCUUGUUCACCACAAAAGGAAAAGGCAAAACCAACCUCCAUCCCCACCUUCCCUUCCAAUAAUAGGCCAUCUCCACCUCCUCAAAGAGCCCAUGACACAAACCCUCCAAACCCUCUCCGGCAAAUACGGCGCCGUUCUAUCCCUCAAAUUCGGGCUCCGCCGCGUCCUCCUCAUCACCUCCCCCUCCGCGGCCGAAGAAUGCUUCACCACAAACGACGUCGUCUUCGCCAACCGCCCCUCCACCCUCUCCACCAAGCACUUCAGCUACAACAACACCACCCUCAGCAUCGCCCCCUACGGCCCCCUCUGGCGCAACCUCCGCCGCCUCGCCGCCCUCCACAUCUUCUCCCCCGCCCGCGUCGCCGCCUUCUCCGCCACCCGAAGGACCGAGCUCACGCUCUUCAUCAAGGACCUCGGAAGAGAUCCUUCAACGCCGGUGGACUUGAAGUCCAAGUUCAUCGAGCUGGCCUUCAACGUCCUGUCGAUGACGAUCGCCGGGAAGAGAUACUACGGAGAGAACGUCGGGGACGCGGCGGAGGCGAGGCGGGUGAGGUUCAUAAUGAGGGAGAUGCUCGAGCACAGCGGGAACGCCAAUCUCGGAGAUCUACUCCCGUUUCUGCAGUGGUUUGAUUUUCAAGGGCUUGAGAAGAGGUUUGCGGAUUUGAUGAAGAAGCUGGACAAGUUCAUGCAGGAGCUCGUGGACGAGCGCCGCAGCGGAGCGGCCUCGUCAGGCACCAUGAUCGACCACCUCCUGUCGCUCCAGGAAGAGGAGCCUGAGUAUUACACUGACGAGCUCAUCAAAGGAAUCAUCUUGGUGUUGCUGGUCGCAGGCACGGACACAAUGUCAAUAGGCAUGGAAUGGGCAAUGUCACUUCUAUUGAAUCACCCGGAAAGCAUGGAUAAGGUAAGAGCUGAGAUAGACGCCAACGUGCCACGUGAUCGGCUCGUAGAUGAGGAAGAUCUACCCAAACUGAGUUAUCUAAACAAUGUGAUCACAGAGACUCUACGUCUCUACCCGCCUGUGCCCUUUCUCAUACCUCAUCAGUCAUCAGAAGAUUGUAGGGUUGAUGGCUACGACAUACCAAAAGGAACGAUGCUCCUAGUGAACUUAUGGGCCAUCCAUAGGGAUCCGGAGAUCUGGGAUGACCCAGAAAAGUUCAAGCCGGAGAGGCACGAGGCGAAUAGAGAGGGGGAGUUCAUGCUCCCAUUUGGAGCCGGGAGGCGCAAGUGCCCUGGCGGAGGUAUUGCCACCAGGGUGCUCGGGUUGGCCCUGGGGACGAUGAUUCAUGCGUUCGAGUGGGAGAGAGUGAGCCAUGAGUUGGUGGAUAUGACUCAUGGCACAGGGUUUAGUAUACCUAAGGCUAAGCCCCUUGAGGCUCUAUGCAAACCAAGGGAGGGUAUGAACCAUUAUUUUACUUGGGUUUAAUUUUUUUAAUUAAUGAUAGUACUUUAUUUCUUUGGAGACUUAUGUAUGGAUUGGAGUCGAUUAAUGGCAUGAAUAUCCUACGUCGUUGAA